ACCAAGUGUAGCAAAAUCGCCUGUACUUUGUUUACGUCCCGUUGGUUAGCUGACAGUUGUUGUAGCGCUUUACUCUCACACACAACCCUGACUGCAUGGCUUUGCUGGUUGCCUGAACCUUCAUAAACUUUAAACCGAGUGUCCUGGGUGUCCUGGAUGUGAUGUUUUGUUGAAUGAGGGGGACCCGCUAGAUGCCGACAGGAGGAUGAACUCCAUCACCGGUCGGGUUCUUGCCAUCCCCGCCGCCUCUGUCACCAGCUCUGGAGCUUCAUCCUCUCGAGCCUUACAUGUAGAGCUGACAUCCCAGCAGAGGCGAUUGCGUCAUCUCCGGAGCAUCGCGGCCCGGAACAUUGUGAACAAGAAUGGUUCCCCACUGCUGGACACUUACUUCACCCUGCAUCUCUGUAUAGGAGAGCGCAUCUCUAGAGAUUUUUACAAGAGUGAAGUCAUACGAGACUCGCUGAAUCCAACUUGGCGCAGCCUGGACUUUGGCAUGCUGCCGGACCUUCUGGACACCUCAGUGUCUUGCUUCGUGGUGCGGAUCUGGGGAGGACAAGAGGAACAGUUCCAACUCCUCAUAGAAUGGAAGGUCAAUCUGGAUGGCCUCAGAUACACAGGACAGCAGAUUCGAUCCAGGAAUCCAAAUGAGAUCAUAUUUGGAUUGAAUGAUGGCUACUAUGCAGCUGACUUUGAUCAUAAGGAUCAGUCGGAGCGGAAGAAAAACAGCCUGCUUCAGGUCGACCUGAGUUCAGUCCGGAACUCCUACAGCGUUUUCUCUUUACUCAGGCUUCACACAGCACAGAGAGCCAUCAAACAGACCCAAGUGACAGUGCAGAGGAUUGGGAAGGAGAUCGAGGAAAAGCUGAGGACGACGGCAACAUGCACAGAGCGGAAGAAAGAGCGAGAGUGCAUGCAGCUGCGUAUCGCUGUGCUGCGGAGCGAGCUGCAGCGGCAGAGGAAGGCGCUUGGCAGGGAGAUGGACCUUCGGCAGAAAGAGAGUGCACGGCUUCAGAAGAAAGAGGAAGCAUUCUCCGCUCAACACGAAAGUCUGAAGGAGGAGAGAGAAUCGUUAACCAAGCUGCAGAAGGAAUGCACUGCCAAGAGAGAGCAGUUCCUCAAGUCCAACGCCCAGCUCACCUUCCGCUGUCGGCAGCUCCUCUCUGAGCUCUCCUACAUCUACCCCAUUGAUGUGGCCAAUCAGUCAGAUUAUGUCAUCUGCGAAGUGAAGCUGCCGAACUCUGAAGACUUUCAAGCAAAGGAUGAUGGGAGCGUGGCGGUCGCCCUGGGUUACACGUCGCACCUGGUGCUCAUGAUCUCGUGCUUCCUGCAGAUACCUCUCCGGUACCCGGUGAUCCACAAGGGUUCACGCUCCUCCAUCAAGGACACCAUCACUGACCGGCUCACUGAGAAGGAGAGAGAAUUCCCUUUGUACCCCAGAGGAGAGCGCUUUCAUUUUGAAUAUGGUGUCUACUUACUCAACAAGAACAUUGCCCAGCUGAGAUAUCAACAUGGUUUGACAACCCCCGACCUGCAGCAGACACUACCCAACCUGAAGAACUUUCUGGAGCACGGUCUGCUGGUGCGAUGUGACAGACAUCACGUCUCGAGCUCCAUCCCAGUCCCAGCCAAGUCUCAGCUGGGUGUGUCUGCUGCUUCAGAGAUGGGCUUCCCCUCCCACACCAGCUCCCCCGACCGAGGCCUGAGGAAGAGGGCCAGUUCAGAGGCAGACAAGCCCACUCCCCCUCCCAGCUACAGCACAGCCAUGGGGGAAAAGCAGACCCUGGCAGCGCCCUCUCCCUCACCCCAACACCUGUCCUCCUCCCUUGAUGCCGGCAUGGCCUCUCUCAACCUGGCCAAGUCUACGGAGCCCACCGAGGACGGAGAGGAGAAGGAGGAGAGCAGGGAGGCAGAAGUGGAGGUGGGGAGAUGCAGAAGCACAGAUGGAGAGAUGGAAGUAGAUAAAGAAGAAGAACCUGAGGAGCAACCGACCAGUAGCACUGUUGCGUCUCACUCUCUGACAGUGCAGGACACUGGAGAGGACAGCAGUCAGCACACGGCUUCAACGAACGGCUCUGUCAGUCUGGCUCCAGAGCUGCGCUGCUCUGUGGAGCAGGCUGAGGAGAUCAUGGGCACAGAGGCCACCGGGCUGGGGCUGGGGCUGGGGUUAGGGGUGGCAGACGAGGCCCGGAUGGAAGACUACCGCUCCAUCCCGGUGGACCACGCAGUCGCGGUGGAAUGUGACGAGCAGGUGCUGGGGGAGCUGGACGCGGCCGGCUUCGAGGAGUUCUCCAGGCGCAUCUACGCACUGAACGAGAACAUGUCCAGCUUCAGGAGGCCGCGCAAGAACUCUGAUAAGUGAUGCUAGCACCUGAGGAGAGAGGGAGGCAUGGAAGACUUGCACAGGGACAAACACAUGCAGGGACAUCAGGGCGGGUCCACUCCCUCAUCACAGCAUCAACAAUGAUAUGAGCUAUUCUGGAAUAACGACCAAUUUGCACUUAUUGUAAACAUUUCCAUAGUAAUCUUUUAAAUGAAAUGCGGUUGAAGUGUAAGUAUUGGGACAGUUAGCUUUACUUGUAUUUUUGAUGCCAGCAUUCAUAUAUUUUUAACAAUGGAUGGAACAAUGCUUCAUUAUUCAGACAUUUUUAAUCACAACUACAUUUGGACUUGAGCUUAACAAUGGCCCUUUUGAAUUAGUGUUGUUGUUCACUAAAAAACUGAAACGUUGACUUUAAUGAAAUGCAGUAUGUCAACAGAUUGUGUUUGGUUAGUUGGAAGCAAUAUUAUUAAGUUUAAAUACAACACAUUAGGUUCAACUUAAUAUUAUUGCUUUAAACAAACCUAAGAGUUAUGUGAAAGUUGUUGACAUAAUACAUGUCAUUAAUGUCAGUGUUUCAGUUUCUUCAGUGAAGUCUGUUGAUCCAGGAGACAUGGGACCAUAACUCAGAACAACUCCAAAGUGUGUCAAGCGUGUUUCAAGUCCUUCAUGCAGUACCUCGUUUGCUCUUUACUUCUUGCACACACAUUAUUAUCUCUGAACUGCAAGAUUCACUGUGUGUGUGUGUGUGUGUGUGUGUGUGUGUGUGUGUGUGUGUGUGUGUGUGUGUGUGUGUGUGUGUGUGUGUGUGUGUGUGUGUG
Gymnodraco acuticeps is the source of this 3138-nucleotide messenger RNA. RefSeq names its product UV radiation resistance associated gene (gene uvrag). The transcript is spliced from 15 exons. Gene Ontology annotation, cellular component: endosome; lytic vacuole. The coding region runs from base 206 to 2359 and encodes 717 amino acids. Gene Ontology annotation, molecular function: SNARE binding. Lineage: Eukaryota; Metazoa; Chordata; Actinopteri; Perciformes; Bathydraconidae. Gene Ontology annotation, biological process: SNARE complex assembly. The record is from RefSeq and is a predicted model, not a curated record.